This is a messenger RNA of Synchiropus splendidus (mandarinfish), 453 nucleotides long. It is a transcript of the gene gcgb, whose product is annotated as glucagon b. The transcript has 3 exons. The coding region runs from base 48 to 416 and encodes 122 amino acids. Gene Ontology annotation, biological process: response to starvation. Gene Ontology annotation, cellular component: extracellular region. The record is from RefSeq and is a predicted model, not a curated record. Lineage: Eukaryota; Metazoa; Chordata; Actinopteri; Syngnathiformes; Callionymidae. Gene Ontology annotation, molecular function: glucagon receptor binding; hormone activity.
CCCUCUCUGAGUCAGUCGCUGGACAUCAACAAGCACAGGUGAGAACAAUGAACUCGGCUCACUCUCUGGCUGCACUCCUGCUCCUCAUCAUCAUCCAAGGCAGCUGGCAGGUUCCAGAUCAAGACCAGCUCCCAAACUCCAUACUGACUCUUGAAAACUCAAUUUCUCCUGAGCCCAUUGAGCAUCUAACCAUGAAGCGCCACUCAGAGGGAACGUUCUCCAACGACUACAGUAAAUACCUGGAGACGAGAAGAGCCCAGGACUUCGUCCAGUGGCUGAAGAACUCCAAAAGAAACGGUCUCCACAGACGCCAUGCAGAUGGCACCUACACCAGCGACGUCAGCACCUACCUGAAGGACCAGGCGGCUAAAGAGUUCGUAUCUUGGCUCAAGACCGGCCGAGGCAGGCGGCAGUAGACCAGAGGCGUCUCACAGAGGAAGAAUUCAACCACCA